GAUGGUCGGCCCGGGCCCGUCAUGGCGCAGGCAAUUGUUUAUAGUGGCGCCAUUAUUACUGGCUCAUGGUGCCCCCCGGAGAUCAUUCUUGAUUUCACUUGCGCUGCACAGCUUCUUCUAGAGUUCGGGUUGCUGGGUGGUCUUCGGGACAGCAUGUGGGCAGUCUUAGGCCACUCGGAGGUCAGGCGCAGCUAUGCUCGGCUAUGCCACAGCUUUGCCGUCAUUUUUAAAGGUUUAGCAGCCAUGGCGACGGUUAAGUUCGCGGAGACGACGUCCCCGUACAAUUGCGGGAAGCAGGUUGCCCACGUCACCGACUACAAGCAUCAGGGGUACCUCAUCGGCGCGGGUCUCACCACAGCCGUCAAGAAGUACAACAACCCCGUGCAGGAGGAUCUCAAGGUGGUCAACGUGGCACUCUUCGCUCUCGGCCGCGCAGGCUCCAUCCACCUCAACAACAUCAUGAGCAGCCAGCGGACGAAUCUCAAGUACAUCGUGGAGCCCGACACGAAGAAGCUGCAGAAGGUCGGCGACGAGUGGCGGCUCUCCAAGGACCAGUUGCUGUCCCCCGAGCAGGACGAGAUCGUCUUCAAGGACCCAAGCGUGCACGGCAUCAUUAUCGCUACCCCCACCUUCAUGCACAAAGGCCUGGUGAUGCGCGGGCUCAAGGCGGGCAAGGCUGUGUUCUGUGAGAAGCCUGUUGCCGAGAACUUCGAGGACACUAAACUUUGCUACCAGCUUGCGGAACAGGUUGGUCGGCCCUUGCUCUGUGCCUUCAAUCGCCGGUUCGACCCCAGCUUCUGCCACUUGCGGGAGGAGGUGCAUAAGGGGACAGUGGGUCAGGUACAUAUGGUCAAGACGGUGGCCAGGGAUUCGCCACUCCCUAGCAUCGACUACCUCAAGAUAUCAGGCGGCAUCUUCCACGACUGCGCAGUUCACGACAUCGACCUUACGUGUUGGGUGUUGGGGGAAUACCCGACGCACGUGUUCGCCUCCGCCACCACCUUCCUGCCCGAGGUGGCCGCCCUCAACGACCAUGACACGGUGGCGUUCACCAUGAAGUUCCCGUCGGGGGCUCUCUCCAUGACGGACAUCAGUCGCAACGCAGCCUACGGAUAUGACCAACGGCUGGAGGUGUUUGGGCCCAAGGGCAUGGUGUCAGCGGGCAACGAGCGGCCCUUCCCGAUGACGACGUCCACGGCGCAGGGCGAGACGAGGCCGCCAGUCUACCAUUCCUUCCCGUCCCGCUACCACCAAGGCUACAUCAGGGAGCUCGACCACUUCUGCGACGUUAUUCAGGGCCUGGACGACCUCAGCGUAAACGGCGACAACACGCUCAGGGUGUCCACUAUCGCCUCGACGCUCGAAAAGUCCGUGGUCUCGGGCAAGAUGGAGCGGGUGGUGUACUGAGGCGCCGCGCACCGCCGAGGGAGGCUUACGAGUGGCAGUGAUGAGCCUUCGGUCAACUGUGACGAGAAUAAUCGCAACAGCCUGACUUGUUUGCAAGAAAUGUGAAAAUAAAAGAUAAAAAUAAAUAAGUGAAGAAGAUU
This is a messenger RNA of Eriocheir sinensis (Chinese mitten crab), 1547 nucleotides long. RefSeq names its product inositol 2-dehydrogenase-like. The transcript is spliced from 9 exons. NCBI's taxonomy places the organism in Eukaryota, Metazoa, Arthropoda, Malacostraca, Decapoda, Varunidae. Gene Ontology annotation, biological process: NADPH regeneration. Gene Ontology annotation, cellular component: cytoplasm. Bases 22 to 1407 code for a protein of 461 amino acids. Gene Ontology annotation, molecular function: nucleotide binding; oxidoreductase activity. The record is from RefSeq and is a predicted model, not a curated record.